Anoplophora glabripennis (Asian longhorned beetle) is the source of this 939-nucleotide messenger RNA. RefSeq lists its product as uncharacterized. NCBI's taxonomy places the organism in Eukaryota, Metazoa, Arthropoda, Insecta, Coleoptera, Cerambycidae. Gene Ontology annotation, molecular function: zinc ion binding; nucleic acid binding. The record is from RefSeq and is a predicted model, not a curated record. The transcript has a single exon. The annotation marks the transcript as partial.
AUUGCUGAAACCGCAAGUGAGCCUAGCGAAAGUUUGAGUGCAGUUGACCAACUUGCGAAUGUCAUGCGUGAUGUUUUGACUCAACUGGGAAGUCAAAGUCAGAGACCAUCUACCUCAACUGGUUUUAAGGGUGAUGCCGUCCCUUAUUUUGAUCCAGAGGACAAUCAGCAAGAUGUGGUUGUAUGGUGUAAUAAGAUUGACGAAUUAAGAAUGGUAUUUCAUUGGCCGGAGGAUGCGACAAUUUAUUAUGCCUUAGCAAAACUACGGGGGUUAGCCGAAACAUGGUACCGUAGUCUUAAAUCUGUAAACUAUUCUUGGGUAGAAUGGAAAGAAAAACUACAGCAUGCUUUUCCCACCGCUAGAGAUUAUGCUGAUAGACUGGAUGAAAUGAUGAAACGAAAGAAAAGUUACAAUGAAUCUUAUACACGUUAUUAUUUUGAGAAGUUAUCGUUGAUCAAUAACUGUGGGAAUAUACAUGGCACCGACGCCGUUUCAUGCAUUAUACAGGGUCUUCAAGAUGACCAUGUUAAAACAUCUGCUCGUGCUGGAAGUUAUGCUGAGCCUGAACAAUUAUUUACCUAUCUCCGAACAUUAAAGCAGACCAGUGGUCCAACUAAAGAUUCUAGAUGCGAUAAUAGAAAGUUUUUCCAUGACAGAAGAGGACAAAAAUCAAAUAGAGCAUCUGGUUCGACUGAACUGAAAUGUUUUACAUGUGGAAAAACUGGCCAUAAAGCUUUCCAUUGUAAGACGACUAGUACCAUAACCACCAAAGUCUGUAGCUUCUGCCAUAAGAGAGGGCAUGAAGAGAAUAGGUGCUUUGCCAAACCACAUGCGAGACCAACAACAUCUAAGGAAUCUACGUUAUGACUAGAUUCCAUACCCAUUGACACGAAUGCAAAAUAUUUUAAAGAUGGUGCCAUAAAUGACGUUCCUAUUAAA